Molecule: messenger RNA, 2368 nt
Organism: Drosophila serrata
Lineage: Eukaryota; Metazoa; Arthropoda; Insecta; Diptera; Drosophilidae
Gene: Pal1
Product: Peptidyl-alpha-hydroxyglycine-alpha-amidating lyase 1
Biological process (GO): peptide metabolic process
Cellular component (GO): extracellular region; membrane
Molecular function (GO): catalytic activity; protein binding
Source: RefSeq, a predicted model, not a curated record
UUAAAGACAUAUUUUAAACCGCUAGCUGUUAGAUUUAGCACGCUAUUUAAUGCAACUUUGAUAGAAAAUACACUUUUACGGCCACACUGAAAGGACCCCCGAAAAUUCCGUCUACCUACGCCCUUGCGCACAUCUCAUUCAACAGUCAAUAGCAAAGAUGGCCGCGUCAUAAACCAUUCGUAGUAAUUCCGAGUCGAGACAUUUGUUUACGAGCACAGACCCUGAUCUCUGCAUUAGUCUAGCAGCUGCUAUUCCCGGAUAUACAUACAUACAUAUAUUCCACAGCGAUGCAUUUCAACGACAGCGCCAAAUGCCUGGGCAGCCGCAGCCCCCUGGCCAUCUGUUGCCUGCUCCUGCUCCUCGGCGUCGUCUUGCAGCCAGCAGCGUCUCAGACUCAAAGUUCGCAGCGUUAUCUGCAGAAUGUGGACAUCAACAAUGGCAAUAAUGAGCGAUUGCAGCAGAUUCUCAAGGGUUCGGGAGCAGGAGCGACACCCGCACAGUUUUGGCCACAGCCGCCCCAAAAGGCGAUACCCGAUGUCAAGACUGAGUUGUCCAAACUGAAUAGUACUUAUACAUACCAGUAUGGCUGGCGCAACAAUGUGAAGCUGGGAGCCGUUACGGCCGUGAGUUUCGAUAAGGCCGGCAACGUGGUGAUCUUUCAUCGCGUGAACCGCGUCUGGGGGCAGGAGACCUUCGACAACAGGAACCUCUACCAGGAGCAGUACCUUGGACCCAUCAGGGAAAGCACUAUCCUGGCGCUGGAGCCAGCGACAGGAGCAGUGAAAUACGAUUGGGGCAAGAACUUCUUCUACAUGCCGCACGGCCUAACCGUGGAUCCCGAAGACAACGUCUGGGUGACGGAUGUUGCCAUGCAUCAAGUCUUCAAGUUUCCACCCCGCGGUGGAGAUGGAAAACCGGUGCUCACGCUUGGAACGGCUUUCAAACCUGGUUCCGGCAAGAAGUUCUGCAAGCCCACGUCAGUGGCGGUGUUAGACAAUGGCGACUUCUUUGUGGCAGACGGAUACUGCAACGCUCGCAUCCUCAAGUAUACGCGUGCUGGUGAACUGAUUCUCUUUUGGGGUCAGAACUCCUUCUCUGGUGUCUCGUAUGAUGUGGCGCCGCAGAAUUACUUUGCUAUUCCCCACGCCCUGACCCUUGUGCCAGAGCUGGAGCUUCUGUGUGCCGCGGACCGAGAGAAUGGGCGGGUGCAGUGCUUCUUCUCCAGGAACGGCACCUUUCAUUCGCAGUACCACACACUGAUAGGCGAUCGCCUGUUCAGCAUGGCCUACACCCCGGCAUCGGGUGGCCAGCUGGUCAUAGUAAACGGACCCACCGCCGAGCUGGGUAUCCACCCAGAGCACUAUAAUGAGGUGCACGGUUUCGUGCUGAGCAUGCGCAGCAAGCAGGUGGUAUCCAAGUUUGGGCCCAACAACCUGGAGUUCCAUAAUCCGCACGACGUGGCCGUCACCGCUGACGGCAAUGAGAUCUACGUGGCCGAGCUGUCUCCCAUGCGCAUUCAUAAAUUUGUGCAUAGAUCGCAGACCAAGCCGAUGUCUCUGUCGGCAACCAAGGACACUAGCAACAUCGGAACCAAUAAGGUUGUGGGCGCGGAGGAUGCGGCGCCGGCACAGACGGUACACCAUCCCAGCGGUAAGGCCAUUCUGGUCGCCUCACUCAUGCUGCUAUUCGCUGGCUCCACCUUCGCUCUGGCUCUCAUCUUCGCUCGUCGGCGGAAACGAGGUUGCCUGCCAUUUGGAUCUCGGAGUCGUCGGCAUGCGUGGGAAAAGAGCGAUGGCUUUAAGCUUGGCGGCCUGCUUGAUCGGGAUCGAAACGGAUUUGAGAAACUGGACCAGCAGGCCAGCGACGAGGAGCAGGACACGACGACGACGCUGGCGAGCGCCCAAUAUGCCUAGGGCCCCCAAAACUGGGCCAGGACCAAGACUUAUGCAAGCUAACAAAGCAUUCCUAGUUCUAACUACCUGUACCUCAUUGAACACUACCGAUUUGGUUGUACUUUUGUGCUAUAUGUAUAACUUUUAAUUUGUCUUUCAUUGUUUCUGUUCAACACAAUAUUGGGCCCAUUCCGCAGAAGAUUUUUAGUUACUUCUAUGAUUUAGGCAGCAAGAGUUUAAAUUAUUAUUAUAUUAGAAGACCACAUGUACAUCUUCCUUAGCGAAAGGGCACAUUAAGCUAGCCUUUAAAAAUUAGUUAAAAUAGUACCAACGUAUACAUGGGUACCAGGGACAGCCAGUUUAUGGAAGUAUUUUUCGUAUCUCUCCUAGUUCUGCGGAAUGCGUUCCAUAUCUUGGUUCGAAAAAACGCUUAAUUUGCCAAAUUUUAAAUACAUACAUAGUCUUAUGAAAUGUCA